GCCAGUUGCCAAUUGCCACUAUAACAUCUUCUAAAAUGUUUGUUAUUGUUUUUAGAUUUUAGCGAAAUGAUGAAUGGUUUACAGACGGAAAUGGGCAAAAUGUGAAAUAAAUACAUGGGGAUUACCUAGUAUGGAAUAAUGAAAGUCAUUGAAGAGUAACAAGAGAUUUAUAUACCUAUAUUUUUUCUGUAAAAACAAGAACUUUCCUAAGCAAAAAUGGGAAAUCAGCUUGUGGGCAUUGCCCCAUCCCAGAUUUUUCCUGUUGAUAGAUACCUUAUGGAUCUUCCCCAUGUGAAGUUCGAUGCAAGUUUGGGGGCCACAAGGUUUCUUAAAGUGGCAAGAGCUGAAUCACAAGAAGGUUGGAUAGUAGUCAAGGUAUUUGCAAUACAUGAUCCUACUCUACCUCUCUCAAAAUAUAAAGAUCAUCUAGAGGAAAUUAGGAAAAAAUUAAGUUCUACUACCAACUGUCUUCCUUAUCAGAGAAUAAUAGUAACAGAACAAGCUGGGAUUAUAAUGAGAGAGUAUGUAAAAUACACUCUCUAUGAUAGAUUGAGUACCAGACCGUUUUUAACUAACAUUGAAAAACGGUGGAUUACGUUUCAAAUUUUGUUGGCUUUGACACAAUGCCAUAAAGUUGGGGUGUGUCAUGGUGAUAUAAAGUUAGAAAACAUCACAGUCACAUCUUGGAACUGGGUGUUACUUGUUGAUUUUGCCUCUUUCAAACCUGUCUUCCUCCCUGUGGACAAUCCUGCAGACUAUUCAUAUUUCUUUGAUACGUCAAGAAGAAGGGUGUGCUACAUUGCCCCCGAGAGGUUCUUAUAUCCCAACACAACAAUUAUAGAUAGUAACAGUUCGAUUGCUGAAUCUGUUUGUGAUACUGAAGUUCUUACACCUGCUAUGGACAUAUUUUCAGCUGGGUAUUUGGAUCAAAUUGAAAAGAACUGGUAUGAAAACAAUAUUGAUAACCAGAGAGAUGAAUAUACUUUCAAUUAUGAGUUGGAACUACAUGCUCUUCAUUCUAUGGUAUCCAAUACUGUCGCCGCUCUUCUCACUGAUACUGAGUCUACAGUAAAAAGAACAUUAAUGGAGUACAGUAUCAUAAAACUUUGUGUUUUUUUCGGAAAUACUAAAGCAUGUGAUUUAAUCCUUUCCCAUAUGAUCACAUUUUUGAAUGACAAGGAGGAUAAGGAAGUACGUGAGGAUUUCUUUGAUACUAUUGUUGGGUUGGUAUCAUAUAUUGGCUGGCACUGUGCUACUAUCCUGAUCCCACUUUUGCUACAGGGUCUAACGGAUUCCUCCGAAUUUGUCAUUGCAAAGAGCAUAGACGCCAUGUCUUCCAUAACAGAGCUGGGACUGAUCGCGAAACCUGCAUUAUGUGAACUGAUAACUGAGUGUUCAUAUCUUCUAGUGCAUCCCAAUUUAUGGAUAAGACAUGCUCUUGUUGGUUUUAUUUCUUCAGCAGCAAAUGUGAUGUCAACAUUAGAUGUACAAGCUAAGAUGUUGCCAAAAUUGCGACCUUACAUGAAAUAUGAGUUAUGUGAACUGCAGGAUUAUGUACAAUUUAUGGAUUCUCUUGUCACUCCUAUUCCAAGAAAUGUGUACGAUAGUGUUAUUUGUCAUGAAGAAAUUGAUGCUAUUCUGGAUGUGAUGAAAGAAAGAAUGUCAGUUAGAAAUUAUGUGAAUACUGGGAGAGUCCCAAAUACUGGGUUACACAGAGAUUCUCAGACCAGUUUGAAAAGUUUGUUUCGAAGACUAGAAGCAAAUGGCAUGAAUGAGAGCAUGGAGAAUUAUUUUUUGAAAAUGGGGCAUCUUUUGAAAAAAACUAAUAAAUCGAGAAGGGCUCUUGACAGUAAGCAAAACAAGCAGUCAGAAGGAAAACUUGAACUCAGCCCAUUGAGCUGCAAUGUUAAAAGUUUGAUUAUAUAUCUUGAUGAACCACAAAAAGUAGAUUUCAUGCCGCAUAGAAAUCUGCACAGAACUAACACUUCUGGAUCAUUAGAAACCAACAUUAAUUCUGAGUGGAAUUAUAGUUCGGAAGUGUUGACACGACAUUCAGAAAGUACCAAUUCCGGAGGACCCCCUUCAAGAUCGACUUCUUACAUUACUCAUCCUCAUCAACACAAUUUAUUAACAUUAAUUUUCAUGGCAGUUAUUAUGACGAGAAAAUUCCUCAACUAUUUUGGAUUUAAAAAAAAUUUGUAUUUUAUAGAUCGCAAGUCGAACUGUUAUAAGGAACUCACAAUUUUGAAAAAACGACAGCAAGACCUCUACUAUGAAGUACUUAGAAACAAGGAAUGGGUCGAACAGGCAACAUGGCGGCCUCAGUUACCGCCACCAGGUUGGCGGUUAGGGGGCACCUUGGUAGGUCAUCUCCAUGACCACAAAGGACCUGUGAUUAAGCUAUGUGCACUCCCCGAUACCCCUCUUUUUUCAAGCUCCUCAUCAGAUGGUACAGUCAGGUUAUGGGAUUGUUCAAAAAUAGAGGGUAAAAACAUAGCUAACCGAGCAAGGCAACAUUACAAGUUAGCUGAUGGAGUAAGGAUUACAGGAACUACUGUAUGUGAUGGGGGACAAUCUUUAGGAGUAACCUACCACAACAGUGCAAUCAGUAUACUUAGAGUUGAUUCAAGUAGCAAUAAAAUGAGAUUAUUGCAGUCCUGGCAAGUGGAUGAUUUGGAUGGUUAUGCCGUGGAUGUUCAGUGCAUGGAAUCUGGGUCUCAAAGUAUUAUUGUUUAUUCAACCUUGUAUGGAGACUUGAUUGGUUGGGAUCUUCGUUCUAACGGCAGGGCUUUCAAGUUGGAAAAUGAAUUGAAACGAAGUGUACUCACUACUUUCUGCUUGGAUUCUCAACAGAACUGGUUAGUACUGGGAACUAAUACUGGCAACCAUAUUGCCUGGGACUUGAGGUUUCAGCUGCCUAUAAUGAACUUCGAUCAUCCAUCAGGUAAUGUGAAGAUCAGGAAAGUGUUAGCUCACCCGACAAAAAAUUCUUGGGUGCUGUCUAGCGUUCAUGGCAAUAAUGAAAUAUCCAUGUGGAACAUUGAAACUGGCUAUAGAGAACAGACGUUAUGGGGCAGUGUAUCGCCUCCAUUGGUUAAACAGGGUACAUCGAACACUGUAUGUGCUCUUCAUGGAGGUACCAUUGAUCGCUCAUCAUACCUGCUAUCUGGUGGAACAGACCAAAGACUGAGAUAUUGGAAUCUGGAUAAUCCUAGUGAAUCAUAUUUAGCCAUACCAGCUGCUACUGAUCCUCCAGGAAUAACUUUAGCCUACACAAGUCGAGUUAUUGAUGGCUCUCUGGUUACUUACGAAGAGAAUGGUCCAGUCAGAACUGAUAAUGGGGAAGAGGCUCCUAGGUCAGGCCCGGAACUUCCAAUUACUGGCCACAGAGAUUGCAUUUCUGAUAUAAUUAUGUGUAAAGCAUCAAAAUGCUUUUUGGUUACUUCAUCUAAUGAUGGAGUCAUUAAAGUUUGGAAAUGAAAUUCAAUUCUCAAAUGAUCAAAGACAUAAUAUAUGUGAUAGAUUAAAUUUGAACCUGUAUAAAGAUGGACAAGAUUCUGUAAAGAAGUAUCAAACUUCAACUUUCAUUUUCUGUUUAGCCAAUUCGUAUAAUCUUUUUUUUUAGUAAUCAAUGAUCUCUGCAGAGCUGUAAUGCUGUGUUGAAAAUUAUUUUGUUUUUGUCAUUUUCAGUACUGUACAGAGCAAAAAAAACUGCAAAAUAGAUCAGCUAAGUGAAACAGCACAUUUUUUAUUAAAUUUCAUACUCGCUGUUUCACUCCAAUUGAAUUUUAUUGUAGGACCCAUAUGGCAGUAGUCAAAUUAUUAUUUACUAAUU
Molecule: messenger RNA, 3835 nt
Organism: Leptinotarsa decemlineata (Colorado potato beetle)
Lineage: Eukaryota; Metazoa; Arthropoda; Insecta; Coleoptera; Chrysomelidae
Gene: Vps15
Product: Vacuolar protein sorting 15
Biological process (GO): autophagy of peroxisome; macroautophagy; late endosome to vacuole transport
Cellular component (GO): phosphatidylinositol 3-kinase complex, class III, type I; late endosome; phosphatidylinositol 3-kinase complex, class III, type II
Molecular function (GO): protein serine/threonine kinase activity; ATP binding; protein binding
Source: RefSeq, a predicted model, not a curated record